UUUUUUUUUUUUUUCUGUUUCUCAAUUCUUUUAGCGCUUGCAGAGCCUUGCGAGCGCGCAGACCGCGUUCAUCAAUCGACAGCUCGAAUAUUUUCAUUCAGACAUCUUUGACAGAAUCUUCGUCCAUUGUUUGCUGGUUGACACAGCUUUGUCUGUCUGCGUGCCCUAUGGUUAUUGAGCAAAUCACAGUUUCAUCAAAGUGCACAAUGUUUGGUCCUGGCAAAACAACGCCUUCGUGCCUUUGACGAGCCCGCUCUUUGUCGAACCACCUAUAUCUUCUGCCGCCAGCGUGAUCCUGCUUGCUCAUCAAUCUCGAAAUUACCCCUUCUCACCCAAAGAAAGAAAACACCGCACAUUGCCCGGCCUUUUAAGUAAUCCUGUGACCCAUCGACGUGAUACUAGUUUAGGCAAGUAUGUCCUCGCAAAAACAGACCCAGUCACCGCACAGACGUCACCCAAUCUCAAACCAGUUGCCACAUGACAGGACACGGGAUGCCGGGAACGACAUGUCAGCAGGUGAUCUAGCGAGAGCGGGUGUCGGCAGUGUCGACAGCGCAGCCCAGUCAGUCAAAGUCGACGAAGAAGAGGAUUGGUUCCGCGACGUGCCAGUUAGUUUCAAGACCGAAGAGGAAGACAAUUCGGAGCAGAGUCCCAGCAGAGUACCAGAAUUGCCAGUUCUCUUCUCCGACGACUCCGAGAUGCUGCGUGAGCCACAACCUGUCUUGAGCAGUAAGCAAAUCGCAGGGAGUGAAGACCACUUUGUGCAGAACAAGCCUGAAAUCAAGGAAAGUUCCAAGCAGAAAGAUGUGCCAUCUGUUGUUACCGACUCACUGAUAGCGGCGUUCAGUGAAAUUCUGAAUCCUCCGGGCGUUGACGCGGUGCAGACCUACAAUCCGGAGCGCAUCCGCACAAUCAUACACGGACUACGUGACAUCGGCAUCUUCCAACACAUCAAAUGUCUUGAGUCAAACGAGCCAUUCGACUUUCACGAAUGGGACGAAACCAGGCAUCGCGCAGCCGCAGCCAUCGUCUUCGGCGAGAAGUACGAGGACAUCGAUCGAAACGGGGAGAACCUCGAGGCCGCAGACAUCCAGCGUCUAACAAAGAUUUUCAAAGAAAUAUUCAGGGAUGUCCACGGCCACUAUCCUACCGAUUCGUCUCCUGUGGGCACGCGAAAUGAAACCCCGGAUCAGGUGCUGGGCCCAGACGUCGGGAUAGAUCGCCAAGGUCAGGAGCAGGACGACCAGCCAAGAAUGACAGCGCAGCUCAUGCAGCGAGUUCAUGAUCGUGCAACUGACUUGGCGCAGGGGCUGAAUAGAUGGGUAGAGGAGAUGACAUGGCAAGGCAUAAAGCGCGAUGCAGUUCAGACUAAAAUCAUCGCGGCCCUCAAAGACAUUGGCGUCACUAUUGAGGGUGUGAGUGUGUAUUCCCAAAGAGCUGCUGAGAUGCUAAAAGUAAAGCAGACGGACUUUGAGGAUUUGAGACGUACAUACGAUCAGGAGCACCGCGAACCUGGAAACUUCGGAUAUGAACAUGGUAAGUCUCCGACGAAGGUAAGAGUCCAGGAGGAGCUUGCCACUGCACAACAAACUCAAUCCAAAGUUGGUCCAUCACAAAAGGGAACCACUGAUGACGGGGGUCCUUUGCAGCCCUCUCGGGCUAAAGAAAAGGAGAAUGUGAAGCCCACACAAAAGAAUAGCAAUUUCUCAAAGGCGCCCAAGAAAUCAAACUCGAAGUGUGACUAUCACAACCCGGACAAGCGAGGCAUCAAGAUCCUAGAGUGCUUACGGGGAUGCGGUCGAAAGAUCCAUGCGGCGUGUCUAGAAACACAGAAGAGUGGGGGCUGGAUCUGCCACAUCUGUGCCAAAAAGGAGAAUCCCAAGCUGAAAGAUCCAAUCUACGCGUCUAGAUUCACGGGCAAGGACGACGAGGACGACGAGGACGGCGAUGCAGGUGAGGACGCAGAUCCCAGUCUGUCGGGACGGACGAGACGCAAAACCAAGCCCACAAGAAGGCUCUCGGAGACAGCGGCGCAAGCGGCGAAUCGAGGUUCCAAGGACACCAAGUUAGCCUCCGUAGACGCCAAGUCAGCCAAACAAGGGGCGAAGAGAAAGAGGCCGGACGAGCCGACGACAACGGAGGGCGAGGGUGACGGCGGGGACAACGACGAGGAACAGGAGGCAGAGACGGAGGCGCGCCCGGAGAAAAGGACGAAGCAAGAAUCAGCGGGCGGACCCGACGAUGGUAGAGCACCGGCGAUCGUGAACGCCCACUUGCAGCCGCAGCAGGGGCGAGCGGAGACGGAGCGUCGGCCAUUUGCGAGGGGGGCCAUCAAGACGUUCGGCUCGGAUGGCAGGGUGCAAACGAUCCGGAAGUAGGUUGGCACAGCAUGCGACAGACGCGCGGUGACAGGACGUGGGUCGCUCCCGUCGCACAAGACAGUCAUGUCCCUCUGCCGCGUUCUCGGUUUGCCCACUGUCGUGAACUCUUAAACGUCACUCUGCUGGGGACGCGUCCGGUCUUCCACAAAUGGUUGAGCGAGGGCCCGCUGUUUCCGCCUGGCUCGACGCGGCUUAGGGCAGGACGAUUCUGUUUGUACGCGUUGUCCGCUGAUGCACUGGAUGCAUGAGUUUACGCGACGUUCAGCAAUUAUAUAUGAUUUUUGAUGAAUUGAUUCUAACCCGGGCUGUGCACGAACUAUCUGUG
Verruconis gallopava is the source of this 2706-nucleotide messenger RNA. RefSeq lists its product as uncharacterized. The transcript is spliced from 2 exons. Lineage: Eukaryota; Fungi; Ascomycota; Dothideomycetes; Venturiales; Sympoventuriaceae. The record is from RefSeq and is a predicted model, not a curated record. Bases 414 to 2378 code for a protein of 654 amino acids.